This is a messenger RNA of Caenorhabditis remanei, 342 nucleotides long. RefSeq lists its product as uncharacterized. The transcript is spliced from 2 exons. The record is from RefSeq and is a predicted model, not a curated record. The coding region runs from base 1 to 342 and encodes 113 amino acids. Lineage: Eukaryota; Metazoa; Nematoda; Chromadorea; Rhabditida; Rhabditidae.
AUGCAACUCAUCAAUAUGCUAGCCGCCGCGGUGCCUAAUUGGCGCCACGGCGACCUGGAGCGCUUCAAUGAGGUGCUCCAGGCCCUCGGGCCUCGGGACGGUUACGUCCCGUCCCCGGGGGGCCAGCUGAGGAUUAUCCAUUCUGGAAUAAUCCAGCUAACGAAGGAGAAUGCUUUGAUGUCCUUUGGGCCCCCAAAUGGGAAGAGGACGGUGGUGUCCCACUUCUUGGCGCGUUAUGGGUUGGCCACCCAUAACGCCGUAGACCGUAUGGUCUACGUCGCGGCUCAGCCGGGUAAUUUUUACCCGGCUGAGCACGUCCAGGUGUUCCCGGUGGAUGAAUAG